Molecule: messenger RNA, 1247 nt
Organism: Xyrauchen texanus (razorback sucker)
Lineage: Eukaryota; Metazoa; Chordata; Actinopteri; Cypriniformes; Catostomidae
Gene: mid1ip1l
Product: MID1 interacting protein 1, like
Exons: 2
Coding region: 119-607 (162 amino acids)
Biological process (GO): regulation of lipid biosynthetic process
Cellular component (GO): cytosol
Source: RefSeq, a predicted model, not a curated record
AUAAAGUCUACCGGUCACCGCCUGAAACCGCAGAAGGAAAUUUUCUUCUCAAUUCGUCGUGACCAACGCCAUUAUCCUUUGUAAUUUGCCAGUUCAAAAACCGGUUCCAUCCAGUUUAAUGAUGCAGCUCAGCAACGACGCACACUGCAAAAAGCACUCGCUGCUCAAUGUCAUGAACCGCUUCAUGGCUGCAGCCAACAACAUGAACGAGACCGUCAUGGUGCCAAGCUUAUUACGGGACGUGCCUCUGGAGGAGCAGGACAGCCAAAUCCAUGUUAGUCACAACAACAACGAGCCCUCUUUCCCCAGCAAACAGCGAGACAUGUAUGAGCAUUACCUGCUGCUUAAGUCCAUUAAGAACGACAUGGAGUGGGGCUUGCUGAAGAGGGAAAUGGGUGGCAGUGCCAGCUUCCUUGAGAUGGCUGUGAAGCAGGAGGGCCCACCGCAGCAGGCGAAAGGAGACGCUGAGGAUGGUUCAGACCUGGAGGGCCAAUUUCACUACCACCUCCAUGGACUGUUUGCAGUUUUAUCCAAACUCACAGUCCAGGCGGAUCACCUCACAAAUCGUUACAAGCGAGAAAUCGGAGGGGGUAGUCUGCUGAGAUAGUGUUUUUCCUUUUUUGUAGUAAUUUGGACCAUUCUUGAACUGUUGGGACUGGGAGUUGAUGGGGUCAGUGGUGAACUGAAAGGGCUAUAGAUUUCCUCUGCCAUCAAAAGUGUUUGCUGUAGAGAAUUGCAGUAACCCCAACUCGUUGGUGCUCUCAAGACGUUAAGGGCCAUGGGAGUGAUGAGUUUUACAACUGACCAUUUCAGCAAAGUACGCCUCAGUUUUGGUUUUGCAUUCUUUGUCCUCGUAUGUACGUAUGUCAGAAAGCCCCUUAAUGUGUCAUUUCAAAGCUCAUGAAUUGGAAUGCUGGUAAUUCCAUUCUAAGCAAGAAUUCAAUAAAUUCUUAAUCUCCAGUCCAUGCCUUUUUGUUUGUUUUGUAAAUGAGGGUAUUUUACAUAUUCAUGCUGCUCUUGUGCACUUGUCCAUGCUAAAUGAUGUGCCUUCUAUAUUCAUUUCCCACUUGUGCUGUUCUCAAUGUAUGCUUGUGCAUUUGUAUCAAUUUGAACAGAGCCCACAUAAAUUUGUAAUGCCACUUUCAAGUUUGUUUUUGUUUGUCCUAAAAUAUUUGAGAUUUUUAUAAUGAGCUGUAAUAGUGACUUAUUAAAUAAAGCAUUAACUUAAAUGUACUUUUUCCUUCUGA